AGGUCUCUCUAUAGUAAAAUUUUUUAAACACUGUCAGAACAUCAGAAAAUUGCAUAAAGAAAGCAUCGCGUUAACAUAUAGAAAUUCUUUAUCGCAGUAUUUAUAUAGAAAAAUUUUGCUAUGCAAAUGAAAUUCAAACACAAUUUAUAAAGUAAAAAUAAAAUUUUGAAAAAAUGAUAUUUUUUUUAUAUUUUUAAAAACUAAGUUGUGAAUGUUUUUUCAAAAAAUGGAAUAUUUGAAAACUAAUGAAUUUUUCAUGACUGCUUUAGGGCAAUGGCCUUAUAGGAGCCGUAUUUUUAAUCGAGUAACACGUACUUUUGUUUUUGUUUCUUGUAUAGCGUUAUAUAUACCACUACUGACAGCAUUAUAUGUAGCAAGGGACAAUUUUUAUAACUUUAUUAUAUGCAUUCCAAUGAGUGUGACGAGUAUUGGUUGUUUAGUGACAUAUAUAUUUUUUCUUAUCAAAACACCAGACAUACUAUUUUUAUUAGACAAAAUUUUAGAAAAUUUCAAAGAAAUCGAACCAUUUGAUGAAGAAUUUCGUAUUCUAAAUAAAUCGUCAAAUGAGGGAAAAAUUAUAAAUCUAAUUUAUAUGAUUUAUAUGUCAACGUCCAUAGUUUUUUUUUAUACAGUAACAUUAACACCACAAAUUCUUGAUAUUUUUUUACCACUUAAUGAAACACGGAAAAAAAUUUAUGCAGUGGAAUUAGAAUAUAUUUUUUUUGACAGAGAUGAUUAUUAUUGGUUUGCUUAUAUACAAUCAUUAAUUGGCGGUGUAUUUUCUAUUAUUACCGUCAAUACUUUUGAUAUUAUGCUAUAUACUUUUAUACAACAUGCUUGUGGAAUGUAUCGUGUUUUGUGGUAUCGUUUGCAAAAUAUUAUAAAUAUAGAAAAGACAAAUGAAUUUAUGAAUCACGAGGAGAAGAUGCACAAAAAUGUUGUUGAUUGUAUUUUAUUACAUAAUCAAAUACUUGAGUAUGUGGAAAGACUCGAUUCAUGUUUUACAGAGUGCUUAUUUCUAACUUAUGGAUGUAUAAUACUAUUAAUGACAUUUGAAGGAGCAAUGAUUAUACUAAAUAAAACUGAAAUGGAUAUUACAACAAAAUAUAUCGCUUUUGCUAUUGGUCAAAUAAUUCAUCUUCUAUACAACUGUGUUCCUGCACAAAGACUAAAGGAUCAUAGUAUAAUUGUUAAUGAAUAUCUAUAUUCCUCUCAUUGGAAUAAUAUGCCUUUGAAAAUAAGAAAAUUAUUAUUGCUGAUGAUGAUAAGAAGUUAUAAAGAAUCUAAACUAUCGUGCGGAAAAUUCUUGACAUUAUCUUUGGAAACAUUCAGCUCAUUGAUGAAAACGAUUUUCUCCUAUUUAAGUGUUCUAAUUUCUAUGACCAAUUAAGUUACAUAAAAUUUUAUACUUUGAUUCAAGGACAGAUAAUGGCAAUAAUGAUAUAUAAUAAUAUAAUAAUAUAUUAUAAUAAUAUAAUUAUAUAAUUAUAUAUUAUAAUAUUUGUAAAUAAAAAAAAGAUGGGGGACAAUGGCUUCCGAAUACGGUAUAUGUAAUCCAAGUUUGACAAAAAUAUGUUAAAUUUUCUUAAAUAAAACAUUAGUUCUUCAAACAAAAUUUUCGGAUGUCUUAAAAUUAUUCUAAAUUAACAAAAUAAAACAAUAA
Molecule: messenger RNA, 1663 nt
Organism: Leptopilina boulardi
Lineage: Eukaryota; Metazoa; Arthropoda; Insecta; Hymenoptera; Figitidae
Product: putative odorant receptor 71a
Exons: 10
Coding region: 212-1390 (392 amino acids)
Biological process (GO): sensory perception of smell; detection of chemical stimulus involved in sensory perception of smell
Cellular component (GO): plasma membrane
Molecular function (GO): odorant binding; olfactory receptor activity
Source: RefSeq, a predicted model, not a curated record